Molecule: messenger RNA, 1316 nt
Organism: Exophiala viscosa
Lineage: Eukaryota; Fungi; Ascomycota; Eurotiomycetes; Chaetothyriales; Herpotrichiellaceae
Product: GPI-anchor transamidase
Exons: 2
Biological process (GO): attachment of GPI anchor to protein; proteolysis
Cellular component (GO): GPI-anchor transamidase complex
Molecular function (GO): GPI-anchor transamidase activity
Source: RefSeq, a predicted model, not a curated record
AACAGGGCUUCCCGUUCGCUCAGCCGUACUUAAGCCAUAUGCCGAUACGUUAGUAGUUGGGUGGGUGACCACCAGCGAAUCCGUAUUGUUGAUUGUUUUUGCAAUUUUGGUUGAAAGGGUGGAAUUGAUGAGAUGAAGUUUUGCUGGAGUAUAUAUUUUUGGGGGUUCAGGCGUCCACAUGCGGCCAGGUGGUCGCAGUUGCCCUGAAUUGGAGGCUCGCCACUGGCCCCUGAAGGCGCGUAUUCAGGGCCAAACCCGCGUCUUUUUUGACAGAUUCCGGUGCUUACCAAUUGAUGUGCAACACCCCAGAUUCUCUUAGACCAUGAUCUCGGGAACACAUUGAUGUUGUAUACAUUGCUUGCGCUUUCAUAGCAUCCUCCGACUUUGAGGAGGUCUGUCCUUGCCAGCCACCAUGAAGACUCUUCUCUCAUUAUGGGCAUUUGUUGCCCUGAUGUCAGUCGUCUGCGCCGUCCAUACUUCCAACUGGGCAGUCCUAGUGUCGACGUCGCGGUUCUGGUUCAACUACCGUCAUCUCGCCAACACCCUCUCCUUGUACCGAACUGUCAAACGACUAGGCAUUCCCGACUCUCAGAUUCUGCUCCUCCUUCCCGAUGACAUGGCAUGCAACCCACGCAACGCUUUCUCGGGCACCGUCUACUCGAACGCUGACCGUCGAAUGGAUCUUUAUGGCGAAAAUGUCGAGGUGGACUAUCGUGGCUACGAGGUCACGGUCGAGAACUUUAUUCGUCUCCUCACGGACAGAUGGGAAGAAGGCGUGCCGGCCAGCAAGAGAUUACAGACGGAUGAAGGAAGCAACAUACUCAUUUACAUGACCGGCCACGGUGGUAGCGAGUUUCUCAAAUUCCAAGACAGUGAAGAGAUCUCAAGCUGGGAUCUUGCAGAUGCAUUUUCGCAGAUGAGAGAAAAGAAGCGGUACAAUGAAAUGCUAUUCAUGAUCGACACCUGCCAGGCCAACACCUUGUACCGACAAUUCUACGCUUCAGGAGUUAUCGCGACUGGCUCGUCCGAAGAAGACGAGAGCUCCUAUUCUCACCACGCGGACAACGACGUUGGAGUCGCGGUUAUCGACCGCUGGACGUAUUAUGUAUUGGAGUUUCUGGAGACACAAGUGACUGGCCCCAACUCGGACAAGACUCUCGGCGAUCUGUUCGACAGCUAUGAUGUUGGCAAGAUCCAUUCCAACCCUGGCGUCCGUUGGGAUUUGUUCCCUGGAGGAGAGGAAGCCGGCAGGAGUCGAAGAGUCGUUGAUUUCUUCGGCAAUGUCCAGAAUGUAGAAAUCCAGGGCAACAAAUCAG